AUGGCCGAAUCGAAGGUAGCUGUUCCAGAGUCCCAUCUGAAGAAGAUCAAGAGGGAAGAGGAAUGGGCAUUGGCCAAGAAAACGGAAGCUGAGGCUGCCAAGAAGAAGAGUGUUGAGACCCGCAAGCUCAUCUUCAAGAGAACCGAGCAGUAUUACAAAGAAUACGCUGAGAAGGACAAUGAGCUGAUCCGUUUGAAGCGUGAGGCUAAGUUGAAGGGAGGCUUCUACGUUGACCCUGAGGCUAAGCUUCUCUUUAUCAUCCGUAUCCGUGGUAUCAAUGCUAUUGACCCAAAAACCAAGAAGAUUCUUCAGCUCCUCCGUUUGAGACAAAUCUUCAACGGUGUGUUCCUGAAGGUGAACAAGGCAACAAUCAACAUGUUGCGUCGUGUUGAGCCUUACGUGACUUACGGAUACCCAAACCUGAAGAGUGUUAGGGAGCUGAUCUACAAGAGAGGAUACGGAAAGCUAAACCACCAGAGGAUAGCACUCACCGACAACUCGAUCGUCGAUGCGGCUCUAGGAAAGCAUGAGAUCAUCUGCGUGGAGGAUCUGAUCCACGAGAUCAUGACUGUUGGACCUCACUUCAAAGAAGCCAACAACUUCCUUUGGCCAUUCCAGUUGAAGGCACCACUCGGUGGCCUCAAGAAGAAGAGGAACCACUACGUCGAAGGUGGUGACGCUGGAAACCGUGAGAACUUCAUCAACGAGCUUGUCAGGAGGAUGAAUUGA
Microthlaspi erraticum is the source of this 729-nucleotide messenger RNA. NCBI's taxonomy places the organism in Eukaryota, Viridiplantae, Streptophyta, Magnoliopsida, Brassicales, Brassicaceae. The record is from the annotation of a GenBank genome assembly.